GGCCUGGCUUUGCACACGGGUCCCGCCGCUCCACACGGCCGCGACCGCAGCUGCCACCAGCGCAGGACCCGCACCGGGGUCACCAGCGCCGGCUUCCGAGGGAUGGCAGCGGGCGGAGGGGAGAAGCAGCAGCUUCUGGGCGAGGGCACGGGCAGGUCCUACCUGGGCAUGGCACAGAAGCACGCGGCGGGCUCGGCGCAGGGCCAGGCGCCCACCCUGGAGCUGAGAGCACGGCACCGCCGGCACUGCCAUGCGGGGGGGGCUGGCAGUGACCCCCGCCAGCAGCAGCGGGCGCGCAGGAAGCUCUACGUGGCUGCUGGCAUCUGCCUCAUCUUCAUGGUGGGGGAAGCUGUGGGCGGGUAUCUGGCCCACAGCCUGGCCAUCCUGACGGACGCUGCCCACCUCCUGACGGACUUUGCCAGCAUCAUGAUCAGCCUCUUUGCCCUCUGGGUGUCCUCACGUCCCGCCACCAAAACCAUGAACUUUGGUUGGCACCGUGCAGAGAUCCUGGGGGCCCUGCUCUCCGUGCUGUCCAUCUGGGUAGUGACGGGUGUCCUAGUGUACCUGGCGGCCCAACGCCUGCUCUUGGGUGACUACGACAUCGAGGGCAGCGUCAUGCUCAUCACCUCUGCCUGUGCUGUGGCCGUCAACAUCGUGAUGGGGGCAGCUCUGCACCAAACGGGGCACGGGCACAGCCAUGGAGGGGCUCAUGAGCAGCCCCACACCCAUGAACAGCCCAAUCCCAGCGUCCGUGCAGCCUUCAUCCACGUGGUGGGGGAUCUACUGCAGAGCGUCGGCGUCCUCAUUGCAUCCUACAUCAUCUUCUUUAAGCCCGAAUACAAGUACGUGGACCCCAUCUGCACCUUCCUCUUCUCCGUGCUGGUGCUGGGGACAACGCUGACCAUCCUCCGCGACGUCCUCCUCGUCCUCAUGGAGGGCACCCCCAGGGGGAUGGACUUCAACGCGGUGCGGGACACGCUGCUGGCGGUGGGCGGCGUGGAGGCGGUGCACAGCCUGCACAUCUGGGCGCUGACAGCCUCGCAGCCGCUGCUCUCUGUGCACAUCGCCAUCAAUGCGGGUGCCGACUCGCAGGAGGUGUUGGAGGAGGCCAGCUCCCGGCUGCAGCGCGCCUUCCGUUUCCACACCACCACCAUCCAGAUCGAGAGCUACUCCGAGGACAUGCGGGACUGCCGUGAGUGUCAGCCUCCCAGCGACUGAGCGACGCUGAGCCCCGCCGUUCCUCCCCGUCCCUCUCCCCACCAAUUUUUUUUUUUAAUACGAGGAAAAUAAACGCCAGCAAACAGCAGCGCCGGGUGCCCGCGGGAGACGGACGGCCUCGGGAUGGGCGAUGUUGAGUCUGGAGGCAGCGGGGCUUUAUCGGGAGUGACGGCAGUGAA
Molecule: messenger RNA, 1397 nt
Organism: Lagopus muta (rock ptarmigan)
Lineage: Eukaryota; Metazoa; Chordata; Aves; Galliformes; Phasianidae
Gene: SLC30A2
Product: solute carrier family 30 member 2
Exons: 8
Coding region: 103-1218 (371 amino acids)
Biological process (GO): response to zinc ion; zinc ion transmembrane transport
Cellular component (GO): plasma membrane
Molecular function (GO): zinc ion transmembrane transporter activity
Source: RefSeq, a predicted model, not a curated record